CCCCGCCUCUUUCUCCCCGGAUGUCUCCGACUUUCACGUGUUGGGACGGGACUGCGGUUUGAUCUUACAGUAAUGGAUACGGAGAAUGCGGCCGGCACCGGGGAGGCUUUCACCAGCGUCACCAAGAAGAGGGGCAAGAAGAGGAGGGCGGCGGAGGAGAGACCCAUGGAGACGGGGGAGCAGCCCCUGAAGAGGCCGGAUUUCCCACCGAUAUCCGGGGACAAGCUGAUGGGGGACAAAGAUGAAAUGAGGAAGAUCCCGGUCCCGUCGAACAGAUACACGCCUCUGAAAGAGAACUGGAUGAAGAUCUUCACUCCCAUUGUAGAACACUUACAGCUCCAAGUCCGGUUUAACCUAAAAUCGAGAAACGUGGAGAUAAGGACUUGUAAAGAGACGACAGAUGUUGGCGCUUUAACGAAAGCUGCAGACUUCGUCAAGGCCUUUAUCCUGGGCUUCCAGGUGGAGGAUGCAUUGGCUUUAGUUCGACUUGAUGAUCUCUUCUUAGAAUCUUUUGAAGUCACAGACGUUAAGCCCUUGAAGGGAGACCACUUGUCUCGUGCCAUUGGGAGAAUAGCUGGAAAAGGAGGAAAGACCAAGUUCACCAUAGAGAAUGUUACAAAGACUAGGAUAGUUCUCGCCGACUCAAAAGUGCAUAUUUUGGGAUCCUUCCAAAACAUCAAGAUGGCAAGAACGGCAAUUUGUAACCUCAUUCUGGGAAGCCCACCUUCUAAAGUAUACGGAAACAUACGUGCAGUGGCAAGCAGAGCAGCAGAUCGAUUUUAACUCUGUAAUAAACCAGCUAUGGUGGGUGUACUGCAGAUGCCCUCUGGAUCUCUUACAGCUGGGACUGCCCUCAGUUCAUGAGGUUUCCUAGUGACACAUGUGAAGACUUGGUGGCCUUAUCCAGAUUUUUACGUUUUCAUAUGAAUAUAUUCUAGAAUCCCUAUGGGAAAUGCAUCAAGUGGAAGCUAAUGGACAAGCGCUAUUAAAUUUGUAUUUUUGCAGCCCCAUUAGUAUAAAGUGCAUGUGUCCCAGGUGUUCUUGGGUCAUGGUCUACUUUUAAUGGCUGUGGCGUACUCAGGAGGUAUGCAAGACACAUACUCCAAAUAAUGACCCUGUGCUGUUUCAGCAUGGACGAGCUUCAUCUCUAGGAAAACAAGACUUAAUUUGUAAAUGAAUUAAAGCUGUGGUGACAUGAACUUUGUUAAACAUCGGUUAAUAAAUCAUUUCCAGGCUUCUCUCAAUAAAUAUUA
Bufo gargarizans (Asiatic toad) is the source of this 1253-nucleotide messenger RNA. RefSeq names its product partner of NOB1 homolog (gene PNO1). NCBI's taxonomy places the organism in Eukaryota, Metazoa, Chordata, Amphibia, Anura, Bufonidae. The transcript has 7 exons. The coding region runs from base 73 to 783 and encodes 236 amino acids. Gene Ontology annotation, cellular component: nucleolus. Gene Ontology annotation, molecular function: RNA binding. The record is from RefSeq and is a predicted model, not a curated record.